AAACGCCAUAGUUGAACAAAACAAUCUCUAGACAGAGAAAGUCAAAGUGACACACAAAAAUCAAAAUCGUUUCAUUGUGAAAUCAUCAAGUGAUAAAAUGCAAAAUAAAGCGAAAAUCUCACCGGAAGCCGAAAGCCAUUUGGACGAAUACGAUCGUUACAACUUCGAAUACGAUAAAUAUCUAUACGCGGGCCAUAGCGGUAAGCAGAGAACAAAGAAGGAAGCUGAGGCGCACACCAAUCAUUUCGACCCCAAUGGCCAUACGAGGAAAAUCCUACAGAAACUCUCGAAUACCGAAGCGAACAAGAAACACAAGGUCUAAAAAGUGAGUUGAUCAAUCGAUUUUCCCUAUCCGAAAGACGAUUUUCUUGGCUGUAGUUAACCCGGACUGUGAUUUUUAUUUUUUAAUAUCGGACCUAUUUUGCGCUGUUGUCGAGUAUCGAUACCAGCCGCGUCCAUUUUUCCUCCUCCUACUCCGAACUGCAGAGGCCCCCUAACACUCUUAUCAAGGCCCACAAUGGAAGAAUAACGGAGUUAAUGACUGCUUUAAUUAUAACUGUGUUACAAUAUUAAUUUAAUAAAUUAUUACUUUAAUUGUUGUAAGGUUUUUACUGAUUGGUUCUUGUAUAUUUAUGUACAGGUUUAUUUUCUGUAUAGAUAAGUGUACAAGCAGUUUUUUUAACACUGGGUGUUAAAUAAUAAAAAAAAGUUUUUUUUUGUA
Molecule: messenger RNA, 721 nt
Organism: Anthonomus grandis grandis
Lineage: Eukaryota; Metazoa; Arthropoda; Insecta; Coleoptera; Curculionidae
Product: nuclear protein 1
Exons: 1
Coding region: 98-322 (74 amino acids)
Biological process (GO): negative regulation of cell population proliferation; regulation of transcription by RNA polymerase II; negative regulation of cell cycle
Cellular component (GO): nucleus
Source: RefSeq, a predicted model, not a curated record